UCCUCUUGGCGUUGACCACUACGAAUCUAUCGAUGCGCGGCUGCAGGGCCCACAUCAAGCACCAUUACAUAGCGUCGAUCUGCCAGUAGUUGUGGUGACAAGAAUGGACGACUCGGCAUGAGGCACACAGCAAGUGCCUCGACAGUUUUAUACUUCUACAACAGCACACGGUCGCAUUCAUCUUACACACAUACAUACCGGGUAACCCCCAGAAAAUUGCAUCAGCGAAGCGUUUGGAGUCAUUUCCUCGAGAGUGUUUUUUUGUGCCUGAUCUGGAUGGCGGGGUACAAAGGUAGUCGAUCGCUACUGAGGAAAGGGGUAUUCCCCCGCUUUCUUUUUUCUUUCUUUCUUUCUUUUUUUUUUUCUUCUCUCACAUGAAGAACACGAUCAUGACUGGGAAAUAUCGGGAAAGUCGGGAAGCAAUCAGAUGGGCAUGAGUAUGCCUAGGUGAGAUAUGCUAUAAACAUGUAAUACAAA
This is a messenger RNA of Colletotrichum navitas, 477 nucleotides long. RefSeq lists its product as uncharacterized. The record is from RefSeq and is a predicted model, not a curated record. NCBI's taxonomy places the organism in Eukaryota, Fungi, Ascomycota, Sordariomycetes, Glomerellales, Glomerellaceae. Bases 118 to 378 code for a protein of 86 amino acids. The transcript has a single exon.